CCGUCUUGCUGUAUUUGUUAUGCUCCUUAAGCCUUUACGCCUUGACCACAUGACGAAUCCGCUAACAAAGCGCUGGAAAUCCCGCCUCUUUAGGUCCGAGUAACCAGUCAAACCAGCUCCCUCCCCACCGCAAACACUUCUCCAAUCCAACACGAGCAACUUUGCAACAUUAGCGAAUCAAGAUAGGAAAGCCGCGGCGCCGAGUGCGGAGCAAGAGAGGCGGUGGAACGGAAGUGCCCAGUUAUUGUGGAUUCCGAUGUGGUCUGUACUCUACGCGGCUUUUGAAAAUGGAAGGUGGGAACCUCCAACUGCAGCAAUGAAAGUUUCAAGACGUCUUUGAACACUCCAGUCAUUUGGUCGGCUUAGACUUUCAGUACCCUGCCAGGUUUAAUGACUCCAAGAAAACCAGACUUGAGUAACAGUUCCAGAAAGAUAAAGGACAAUGCUGCGGAUUGGCAUAAUCUCAUACUGAAAUGGGAAAGUUACAACAAUGAAGGAUUCUCACUCGCAAAUAAAAUUGUUAACAUUAAACUCAACCACAAGAGUGGUGAAACCAGACAGGAACUAUCUGAUGAUGAUUUCACUGUUCAUCAUGAAAAGGCUACUUUGGAAUACAACAAAGAACUUGAGGAACAUUGCACUGAAUUACUUUAUUUCCUUGACAAAAUGAACAAAUUGGUAUUGAAGAUGGAAAAGCUUUGUGCUACUAUGAAAGGAAUAAAUGAUCUUGACACUUACCACUAUGGUGAAACAGGAAGAUCAAUACCUCUAUUUCACACAUGGCCCACAAAAUAUUUCUAUAUAAUCUCUGCUGAGUUACUGGAGAUGUACCAAAAAGAACUGCAGCUAAAGAGUUUAAUUGUUCAAGAGAUCGCCCACACUAAUAGCUGUGAUCUUAUGAUGGUACAGUUAUCUUCCUGGCUGUACCAGCCUUACAUAGAAGAAAAGGCCAGAUUCCUUGUUGAAAGUAUGCUGCUGGAAACAGGACACAGAGCUCUAUAACGUAAUUGAAAAUUAUUACAAAAUAAUUGUUGGAGACAAACCACCUAUUUAUAGAAUUUUUUACUUUGAAACCAUAUGUUUAUUAAAGUUAGCUCGGCAUAACUAAACACCUACUAAGGCUUACCCAAGAUUGUUUAGCUAAACUUUUGAAAAUUGGUUUGUGCAUGAGUAAAUAUGAACUCCAUGUGGCAAGAAUUACUAGGUUUUACUCUUCGAUGAAAUUUUGUAUACUGUAAAAGGUAGAAUUCAGUAGACAAUGAGUAUGACAAACGACAAAGAAAAUAUAUUUAUUUAUUUCCUUUUUUAAGAAACUCUUGAAAUACUUGUGCUGAAAAAUAAUUUUGUUCAAAUUAUUAAACAAUGGUCCUGAAAGGUUGUUAAUGAUUUGUCUUGCACUCAAGCGAUGGAAAAACAAAGAGCAAAACUGCAAAAUAAAAGUGGCUUUUAAAAAAAAUCUGUUCCAUAUAUUGCUAAUAUUUAACGGAGCUUGAUGGUGGCUUUAUAGGUUUAUCAUCCUAUUAAAGGCAGCUUUUCAAAAAUAUAGACCCAUGUUACCAAAAAAAACCACAUGGUCUACAUAAAAUUCUACAGCAAAUAUUUAUAACAGUUUAACAAUGGUGCAUAAUACAGUGUACAAACCAAACUUUGGCCUGUUACAAAGCUGAUCCUUGACAAAGAGCAGUUCCAUUUUGUAAUAACCUUAAAAAUAUCAAAUAUUUUAAGUGAAAGAUGAUUUAACUCCAUCCUUUUAUGAAAUUAUCAGGUGACUGUAACCAUCAUCCAGUUACUUGACAUUUAAUCAUCCCAAAUUAAGGCAACAAAACUGUCUGUCAAGAUUACAAUGUACUGAUAAGUCAAAGACAUUACAAAAUACUUUGUAUAUUAUAAUUAAAAAUAGAAAAUAAAUUCCAUUUUCUGCUAUUUUCAAUCUUUAAAUAGUUUCAUUAUUUACAAUAGUCAAAUUACAAGCCUUUGAUAAAGAUUUGUUAUACACUAACAAAACUAGAAACUACGAACAUGCACAACGGCUUUAAUACAUCUUUAAUGAACAGCC
This is a messenger RNA of Mobula hypostoma (lesser devil ray), 2056 nucleotides long. It is a transcript of the gene cinp, whose product is annotated as cyclin dependent kinase 2 interacting protein. Lineage: Eukaryota; Metazoa; Chordata; Chondrichthyes; Myliobatiformes; Myliobatidae. The record is from RefSeq and is a predicted model, not a curated record. Bases 391 to 1002 code for a protein of 203 amino acids. The transcript is spliced from 6 exons.